GCACAUAUAUCAACUUAUUUUAUAUAAAUUAUUUCUAAUAUGAUUACAAUACUAAUAAAUAUUAAAUAGUUAAACGAAAAAUUGGACAAUUUGAUAAAAAAAACUAUCGGUCCCACAGUGCACUUUCACAUGAGCUGGCAAAAUGGCUUCCGAAGUCUCACGAUUGUUUUUAGCGGCUAAUAUUCUGUUAUUUCUCGUGCAGGUGCUCGCUGGUCGAGACUUUUACCAAAUUCUUGGUGUUCCACGUUCCGCAACUAAGAACCAAAUCAAGAAAGCAUACAGGAAGCUAGCAAAGGAAAUGCACCCAGAUAAGAACAAGGGUGAUGAGGAGGCAGAAGAGAGAUUCCAAGAUUUGGGUGCUGCAUAUGAGGUGUUAUCUGAUGAUGACAAGAGGAAGAUAUAUAACAAACAUGGAGAAGAAGGAUUAAAUAAAGGUGACAUGAAUGGAGAUCCUUUCUCAAGUUUCUUUGGAGGAUUCUCUCCAUUUGGAGGAUUUGGUGGACAACAGGAACAGGAGAUUCCCAGGGGUGGUGAUGUCAUAAUGGACCUUGACGUUACCCUUGAAGAGUUAUAUACAGGAAACUUUGUUGAAGUUGUAAGAUAUAAGCCGGUGGCUAAACCUGCAUCUGGAACACGAAAAUGUAAUUGCCGUCAAGAAAUGCAGACAAUACAGCUAGGUCCUGGUAGAUUCCAAAUGAUGCAGAAAGAAGUCUGUGAUGACUGCCCUAAUGUCAAAUUUGUGAAUGAGGAGAAAGUGUUGGAGAUAGAGAUUGAACCUGGCAUGAGAGAUGGUCAGGAAUAUCCAUUUGUCUCUGAAGGUGAACCACAUAUAGAUGGCGAACCUGGUGAUCUACGAUUCCAGAUCAAACAGUUACCGCAUAAAAAGUUUGAAAGAAGAGGCGAUGAUCUGUACACUAACGUAACAAUCAGUUUACAAGAUGCUCUCACUGGCUUUGAUAUGAAAAUAAAACAUUUAGAUGGACAUAAAGUACACAUAGUUAGAGAAAAAAUAACUUGGCCUGGUGCCAGAAUUCGCAAGAAGUCUGAAGGAAUGCCUAAUUUUGAAAAUAAUAAUGUAAAAGGCACACUUAUAAUAACAUUUGAUAUAGACUUUCCUAAAGGAGAACUUAGUGAUGAAGAUAAAGAAGGUUUAAAAAAAAUAUUGGAUCAAUCCACGAAAACAACAGUAUACAAUGGACUGAGAGGCUACUAACACCAGUGAACUUAGGAGAAUAAAUUAUCAACCCUUUUAACAGCUAAAUUAUGCAAUACCACCUCAGCCUUG
This is a messenger RNA of Owenia fusiformis, 1285 nucleotides long. The record is from the annotation of a GenBank genome assembly. NCBI's taxonomy places the organism in Eukaryota, Metazoa, Annelida, Polychaeta, Sabellida, Oweniidae.